CAGACAUAACACAUUAAAGCUGACAGUAUCAUUAUUAUUCUUUACUACAUUAAUUAAAAUUGUUAAGUAUAUCGAUUUAACCAAGUCAAUGACAAUUAUUUACUUGAAUAUUAGUAGGUGUUUUCAAGUGGUAGCUGAGUACAUGGUUAUUAUUAUGGUAGUAGUAUGUGCAUUUGCCGUAUUAGGUUAUUGUACAUUUGGAACACAGGUUGAAGAAUUUUCAACAAUAAAUGAUUCUUUAAUAUCUGUCAUGAGAAUACUUGUGAGAGAUUUUGACUACCAUUCUAUCGCUCACGUCGAUCAAACUUUGACUACUGUUUUCUUUAUAAUAUUUACAUGUGUAGUGAUUUUUGUUCUUCUGACAAUGUUAGUAGCUAUCGUUUUUCAUGCAUAUUUUGACGUGGAUAUUGGAGAAUUAACAAUACAAAACAAAGCAUAUGUUUGGGAUAAAUUAUUUAUGACUUCAAAAAAUGAAACUAAGAACUACUACAGUUAUCAAGACAUUUAUAAACUUUUAAAACGUUGUAACUAUGUUGACAAUGAAGUAAAAUAUAUUUUAAAACAAAACAAUAUCGAAGACGAUACUAAAAUCGAUGGUGAUAAAUUUAAUAAUUUAAUUGAGUCAUUCUAUGAAAUUAACACUGAUUCAGAUGAGAGUAACAAUGACGAAGGGGAAAUUCAAAAAAUAAGUUAUCAAUUAAAAUUAUUGGAUACUAAAAUGGAAGCUCUAGAGUAUCAAAUUGAUGUUGUAAUAGCAAGACUGAACAAAAUUAAAGUUAUUUUACCUUCUGAUUAUGCCGAACAAUCAUCAGAAGUAUCAGAGACACAACAAACUCAAUGAAUAUAAUUUUAAAUCGGUGGUAAAUUUUCAAGGAUUAAAGUUAAAUAAUAAGCUGAAAAAUGUUUUGUGGAUAAGUUAACUGAAAAGUAAUAAAAAUCAGUUGAUAAUAUUUAUAACAAUAGAACAAUGGUAUAUUUUUA
Messenger RNA from Daktulosphaira vitifoliae (grape phylloxera), 981 nucleotides. RefSeq names its product polycystic kidney disease 2-like 2 protein. NCBI's taxonomy places the organism in Eukaryota, Metazoa, Arthropoda, Insecta, Hemiptera, Phylloxeridae. The coding region runs from base 89 to 841 and encodes 250 amino acids. The transcript has 7 exons. The record is from RefSeq and is a predicted model, not a curated record.